AUGGCAUCAUUACAGGAGGAGCUCCAGGAUACGCCAUUCACCCGCAAAACGAGACGCGACAUUCUCCAAAACCUAUGGCCCGCCUUGUUCGAAGCCGAGGCGGAAUACCUCGACUGGGACGCGUACUUCGACUACUACGAAAGCCAGUGCGACCACGCGCUCCACCAGCAGGGCCGGCACAUCCUAGUCCGGACGCAUCAGCACAUCGUCGACAUAGCCCAGCAGCUAGAAGAGGGCGCCACUCGGGAAUCAAUUAAAGAGAACCUCAAGACACUAUUCACAUCGCCCAGCCCGCCGAACGAAGACGAAGUCCUGGACAAUUCCAUCGACCUAGCCGUCCGGCUGUACCUCAUGGUCAACAUCGGCGCCAACAAAUCCACCAUAACACGAGGCCAGAAGCUCGUCUGGGCGUCCGGCAGCCUGAAGCGUUUCCUCGCAGACUACUUCAACGAGCCCCCAGUCCUCAGCAACAGCAACGUGCGCUUCGAGAAGGCCUUCACGGCGUCCAACAUCGAGCGCAUCGCCGGCAUCAAGAUCGUCCUGACAGACAACAUCGCCGACCACCUGCGCAUGGUCGACGACGACGACAAGCGCGUCGCGAUAUUCCACCACGCCUCGUUCCUCAAAUGGCAGACGAGCGCCCUCUUCCCGCCCGGCCUCGUCGACGAAACCCUCCGCACUCUCGCCCUGCUCUUUCCCAAGCAAGCCCCCCAAACGAAGAAAUGGUUUCUUUCCCUGCCCCCAACACCCCUCGCAGACCGCCAGCUCGUCGCCUGCGACCAGCUGCGCCUUGACGACCGCCAGAUCGAAACGUACCGCUUCUGGCACGACCGGCUCAUCAUCCUCAAGCAAGCCUUCGAUGAGUCGCGGCCCGCGAGGCUGUCGCAAUGGUGGCAUGACCGACGCAACGGGUACCAGUGGUACACGUUUUGGGUCGCUGUAUUUGUACUGUUCUUGACGAUUUUCUUUGGGCUGGUGCAGAGUAUCGAGGGCGCAUUGCAGGUAUAUAAAGCAUAUCAUCCUACGUCGAGGUGA
This is a messenger RNA of Trematosphaeria pertusa, 1035 nucleotides long. RefSeq lists its product as uncharacterized. The coding region runs from base 1 to 1035 and encodes 344 amino acids. The record is from RefSeq and is a predicted model, not a curated record. The transcript has a single exon. NCBI's taxonomy places the organism in Eukaryota, Fungi, Ascomycota, Dothideomycetes, Pleosporales, Trematosphaeriaceae.